Molecule: messenger RNA, 691 nt
Organism: Hemicordylus capensis (graceful crag lizard)
Lineage: Eukaryota; Metazoa; Chordata; Lepidosauria; Squamata; Cordylidae
Product: killer cell lectin-like receptor subfamily B member 1B allele C
Exons: 6
Coding region: 20-691 (223 amino acids)
Source: RefSeq, a predicted model, not a curated record
CCUAUCUGCUGCUUCCAGAAUGGCUGGGGAAAUAGUUUAUGCAGACCUCAUCAUCCCUUCUGAACCUCACUCCUCAAGGCUGAUCCAUCCACCUCAGCAGCUCAAUGCUUCCCAGUGUCCCUCUUGGCACCGGAUCACUCUAUGGGCGGGAUGUAUUGGGAUUGUCAUUCUGGUGGCAGCAGUAAUAGCCAUGGGUUUGCUGUUGAAAGCUGAAACAGAAAAAUCCAGGACUGAUGCUGAUGUUCUCUCUCUUCUACGAAGCGUACUCUGCAACCAAACCCUGGGAAACGCCUCAGUGAGUUCUGCUUGCAAAAUCUGUCCUCCACACUGGCACCACUACAGGGGAAAGUGCUACUGGCCAUCAACGCAGCAUAAAUCCUGGAAGGAGAGUCGAGAUCACUGCUCAGGAAGGAAUUCUCAGCUGCUGGUGAUCCAAGACAAGGAGGAGAUGGAAUUCAUACCAGAGAUUAUAGAGGAUAAAAGCAUGUACUGGAUUGGACUUGCCAGAGAAGAAAUACCAGAUAAGAAAUGGUUGUGGAUUUCAGGCUCCGAGUUUGACCAGACUCUAUUCCAAGAACCAAGCCGUACUGGGAGAAAUAACUGUGGAGCAAUAAAGAACAGAAAAAUUGUAUCUGACAACUGCAAUGCAGAACUGAGUGGGAUUUGCCAAAGAGACUCCAUCUCAAUAUGA